UCAAAUUGUUUGUUGUGGCCUCAUCGUCCGUGACAAACUGGUGAGGUUCAACGACAACGACAGGAUCUGGUCCCAGGAGAUGAGAGCUCUCCCCCGGCGCGCGGUCUGAACAGGGAUGAACUCAAGGAGCCGCGAUGGAAGAGACUUCACCGACCCCUCCAUCGGCACUGGAGGGGGCAAUCAACUUCAAAGCCCUGAGGGCCAAGUUUCAGGAAGAGGCCCGUCUGGCUCAGUCCAACAACAGACGGCCAGCUGUUGCUGAGAAACCCAAACAUCUUCCACCUCCUGGAGGACACUGCAGCUCCGUGAUUAGCAGCAUCAGUGUUGCUGUGGAAAGCAACAUACCAGUGGCUACCCGGGUCUUUUUCCGAGAUGGGCUGCAGGCAUCUGGAGGCAAGCCACCAAUUUCCUUUUCACCACAGCCUCGGCCGACAUCCCCCUCGUCCCAGCUCACCAACGGAGACAGCACAACAAGGCAGUCCCUCAAAGAGCGACACAUGCCUCAGGUGCUUCCUGCCUUCCCUGUAAAAGAGAAGAAAAUAGAAGCACCAGUCAGAAAGGCGCCCAAACCAGAACCAGAGUCACAAAAAGAAGUCCUGCCGCAAACUAAAAUCAAGAAGAAGGGUUUGCUGCUUCCCUUCAAGUCAGUCAAAGCAUCAAAAGUCAGUGCAGUAAAUGGAGAGGAGCCCACCUAUAAUGAUUUGACCAUGAGACCCUCUAGUGCUCCUGGCGAGUUGCCCUCAAUGGCGAGGCAGACCGCAGAAGACGGGGUAUCAGUCCAAAGUGAUCACUCUACUGUCGAGUGGCCCCUUUCAAGCCCGGACACGGGGAUCACCCCUCCGUCUUCGGAGACGAGCGGCGACUCCGACAACAGAAUCCUUAGCACCUUGGAGAGGGCCAAGAGAAAGUUCUCACGCCGGCAGAUGUUGUUUUCCAUAAAACCCAAGAGCCUGCAUUCCCCAGACUACGCAACAAGAGACAAGGCGUUCCCUUUGCCACCGAAGUACGUACUAAGUUUGGAGCCUGACCUCCCUGUACCCCCACCGGUCUGCUUGCCACACCUGGCUUGUAUUUCAGCGCGGCCUUUCUUCAAAGCCAACAAUACACGUAACCCGGCAUUCACUAAGCAGUUGGGCAGGGAUCGAGCUGCAUGUCCCUCUGUGAGGACGACUGAACCUCAUUCACCGUCUGCUCCUCCAAAGAAACCUCUACCUGACCUGAGCUCUCUGGGAAGACAGCCAGCGAAGCCCCCCAGACCUCCAUUAGUAGACCUUAGCUGCCACCGUCUACCCACAGCCCAUGUUGUGCCACCAGGUCUUAGCCAAGCUGCAGCUGUGGAGCCAGAGUGUGAGCUCCCAUCCAUCCCCAACCCUGUGCUGGACGCUCCAGAGUUUCCAGAGUUUCAGAUUUCAGAAAUCGAAGAAGCAGAGGGAGACGCUGUCGAUAUCGCUGCUCUCGAACUGGAGGCUUUAGACUUUGUCAUCUCUGACCUGCCCUUACCAGUUGACUUUGAUGUCCCAGAUUUUGAGGCUUCCCAGCCUGAUUUAUUUGGGUGUGAUCCCACAGAGCCCGGCGUGAGCUCCGUCACCCAAGAUCUGAACAUCGGCAGUCGAAAUAUAAUCCUGCUCGAUCCAGCCAGCUUCCCUGAACCAAUAAACUUUUCAGAUUUCCAAGAGCCUGCUGCGCCAGAGCAGUGGUCUCAGAGUGGGGAGGCGAUCGCACACCCUCUUUCUCACCCUCACGCUGAUGAGACUGCUGAGUGCCACUCUGUCCCAGAGGAAACAGAGCUUAGUAACCAUGCAGAAAUGAAUGAUGGUAUUCAGACACAUCCGAGUGCUCCUCAACAGGACAGUUCCUAUGAAGCAUGUGACAAUGUGUACGAAGAUGUUGAAAACCUCAACAAAGCUAUCUUUGGCCAGAACUCUCGUAAACGCAGAGCAGGUCUGAAGAAUCCAUAUGCUGACCCCCAAAAAAUGAAGGAGGAGGCGUCCCUAAACACAUGGCCGAGGAAUCUAUGGGCCACUGUAUCAGGAGAACAUGCUCACCCGGCCUAUAAUCAUGUCCACAGUAAGGAACGCCAAAGCCCCAACACUGCUGACCAUAAAGAACAGAAGAAGAGGGAGAAGCAUCGUUUUGAGAAAGAGAAAAAGGAGCAAAAAGAGAGGGAGAAAAAGGAGAAUGAAAUGAAAAAGAAGUUCAAGGUGACCGGUGAGGAGCAGCCCAUGUACCACGCCAAGGUCAUGGUGGCCAGUAAAGUCCGCAAGCAUGACCUGCCUGUGAAGAGCGGGGACACGGUCAGCAUCAUCCGCACCACUAACUGCCCCAAAGGCAAGUGGUUGGCUCGAGACGAAGACCACAAGUAUGGUUAUAUUUCAGUCAUGAAUGUGGAGCUAAAUAUCAAGGAGAUGCUGGAACUUGGGAAGAAGGCCCAAGCUGCAGGACGAGGAGGAAACCCAGACGGAGACACCAUCAGCAAUGACAGCAGAUCCUCCAGUCACCCUGUGCUAACAAGUAGCUUCACAGAUGACAGCGAGGAGUGGGCCUGUGAAGACGAGACUCUCUCGCCCUCCAACGAAAGCCAUAGUUUUCCCCAGCAGACCUCGUCCAUGUCGGAGAUGUCUUGUAACCAUGUCAGUGCCCAACACACUCUGAGCGAUGCCAACCUGGAGGACCUACACACACAAACCAGGCAUGAGGCCCUGCAGAAACUGGCCAUCUUCUUCCAACACACCAAAGAUGAAUUGGUUGAAGCUGAUGAAGUUGAAGGAAAAACACCCACAAAGUACAGUCUCUUCUCUUUUCAUGAAACAAUAGUUUGUGUAAAAAAAACUGUAAGUAAUAGAAACAUCAUUUCUUUUUCUGUCCUGUUCAAAGUGCUGAACCACCAGGUGAGUUUACAGACUUAAACGUUCUUUUUUUUUCAUGACUCUACUGUUGUCACCACUUCUGUCACACUCACUGAUACUGGUGAAGCUAAGAGGACACCCCUCACAGAUCACUUUGAGGACACUGGAGUCUAAGCACUGGUUGGCGUCUCGCCUGUCAUGGAAAAUAAACUGUGAGGAACAUUUAUCUGUUUAACGUGACCUGGAGACAUGAUGUUGGACAUUUUGCAGGGACGGUGGUUCAAAGUUCAUAUUACCCUUUUGUAUCUUCUUGUCUUUGUCCCAGAUUUCUUGUGUGCUGUUGAGGAGCCUCCUAAACCGUGAGUGUUGAGUCUCUUUCUAAUCAACGGGUGAAGCUCGGCUCAGUUUGAUCUCUAUUUGCAUUCGUGGAGUACUCGAAGAUCUUGGCAGAGAGGCGCUCACAGUACUUGAGGUUAUCUAGGAUCCCCUGACAUGAACUGUAAUGUUCCACUUUGUUUUGUACGACAGGGAAAAGGAGGUCGACUUCACCGAGCUGGAACUCCUUCCUCCCCCACCACUAUACGCUGACACCUUCUGAAUACCUCACCGGCUAAAACUUUAACCAGACUCCUGGUAUUGAUGCUGUGAAGAAGAUCUGCCAUUGGGACGUGUUUCCCAUGAAGUUCAACAUUUAUUUUAACUUCAGUGGGCAGAGAAAAGAGAAAAUAAUAUCAUUUAUGAGAAAUGAAGCUGCUGAUGUGACCGCAUUCAAUCCAAAUGUCACUUUAUCACUUUUGUGUUCCGCACUAUUUCUUUUUCUGAAGUUGCUGUUAAAAAGAGCAAACUGCACAAAAGAAGUCACUGUGCUUUAAUCACAACUGUUCACUUGUCGCUCGUGUUUAAGAGUAUGUUCUUUGCAUUUGGAUUUUCUCCGGUUUGUCUGUUACACCUAAUAAAUAUUUCUCAUUGGCUAA
Molecule: messenger RNA, 3820 nt
Organism: Platichthys flesus (European flounder)
Lineage: Eukaryota; Metazoa; Chordata; Actinopteri; Pleuronectiformes; Pleuronectidae
Exons: 17
Coding region: 135-2906 (923 amino acids)
Biological process (GO): T cell receptor signaling pathway; protein localization to plasma membrane; integrin-mediated signaling pathway
Cellular component (GO): plasma membrane
Molecular function (GO): protein binding
Source: RefSeq, a predicted model, not a curated record